Messenger RNA from Sinocyclocheilus rhinocerous, 3604 nucleotides. Its product is annotated as tetratricopeptide repeat protein 39A-like. The coding region runs from base 282 to 1970 and encodes 562 amino acids. The record is from RefSeq and is a predicted model, not a curated record. Gene Ontology annotation, molecular function: protein binding. The transcript has 18 exons. Lineage: Eukaryota; Metazoa; Chordata; Actinopteri; Cypriniformes; Cyprinidae.
GGAGACAGCGAGAAAGAGGCAAUGAGAACAUUCACUUUCUGUCUGUGUGAUAGUCAUCCCAAUCUUAUUAAGCUCUGCGUUCCUUUCCCGCUGUCCUCUCUGCAGCUUGAGUGAGUGAGAGUGUGUGUGCUGUAGCCAGAGGGAAGCUGCUGCUCUGCUGAUAGGAACCAGUACGAAGGCCUGUUCUCUCACACACACACUGAAUUACUCUGCGUCUCUUCUCUCUCCUUUUAUUCCUCCUUUCACUCGCUUUACUGCACUCCUCGAUCUCACUGUACCAGAUGAAAAUGUCAGGAGAGGCAGAAACUCUGUCAAACGGGUCGGAGAAAUCUGACCUGUCAGUGGCUCUUCAAGACUGCAUGGUGGCAUUGGAUCUGUUCCUGCGAAAUGAAUUCGAUGAGGCUUUGACCAGACUUAAGAGCAGGAAUAAAGACAGCAUGUAUCAUGCGCUUACGUAUGGCACAAUACUGGAAAUGCAGGCCAUGAUGACCUUCGACCCGGAGGACAUAUUGGCUGCAGGCAACACAAUGAAAGAGGCACAGGCUGUGUGUCAACGAUACCGUAAAAAGUCUACCUUCAACAGCAAAACCUUUACAGAAGAGGAGCUCCACGCUGAAGUGUGCUAUGCCGAAUGCCUCCUCCAGAGGGCAGCACUCACCUUCCUGCAGGAUGAAAAUAUGAUUAGCUUCAUAAAGGGAGGAAUGAAAGUGAGAAACAGCUAUCAAAUAUACAAGGAACUACAUACGGUCCUGAAGUCCUCAAGUUAUGUUCAAGGUGACAAUCAUGGUCAUUUUGAGGGAGGUGUUAAGCUCGGGGUCGGGGCCUUUAACCUGAUGCUGUCGUUAUUGCCAACACGGACUCUCAGGCUGUUGGAAUUUGUGGGCUUCUCUGGUAACAAAGAGUUUGGUCUUGAGCAGCUCCAGGAGGGCUCUGCUGAGCACACAUUUAGGUCUUUCCUGUGUAACAUGUUGUUGCUUUGCUAUCACACCUUCAUGAGCUUCAUUUUAGGCACUGGAGAGGGAGAUGUAGAAGAUGCAGAAAAACUGCUGCAGCCUUAUCUGAAAAAGUAUCCGAAGGGAUCCAUUUUCCUGUUCUUCGCUGGUCGAAUAGAGGAAAUUAAAGGAAAUCUGGAUACUGCUAUCAAGCGUUUCGAGGAGUGUUGUGAAGCUCAGCAGCACUGGAAGCAGUUCCAUCACAUGUGUUACUGGGAACUGAUGUGGUGUUUCACCUAUAAAAGGCACUGGAAGAUGGCCUACUUCUAUGCAGACCUGCUCAGCAAAGAGAACGCCUGGUCUAAGGCCACAUAUGCGUAUAUGAAAGCUGCUUACCUCAGCAUGCUGAGUCGUGAGGAAUGCCAGCCAUUCGGGGAGAAUGAGGUGGCUUUGUUUAGGCAAGUUCCCAGUCUGAAGCAGAAAAUAGCUGGGAAGUCACUGCCCACAGAGAAGUUUGCCAUCAGAAAAGCUCGCCGCUAUAAUACAGAUAAUGCCAUUCCUCUUCCUGCACCUCCAUUGGAGAUGAUGUAUAUCUGGAAUGGCUACACUGUGAUUGGGAAGCACAAGGACCUGACAGAGGGCAUGCUGAAAACACUGGACGAGGCCCAGCAGACGCUUGAACAACAUCCAAGGACCGAGUUCACCACAGAUGACCAGUGUGUGGUUAGUCUGCUUAAGGGGCUCUGUCUCAAACACUUGGGUUCCAAGGAAGAAGCUGAACAUUACUUCACCCUCGUCCUCUGCAAUGAGAGUCAGAUUAAAUAUGACCACUAUCUGGUGCCCAAUGCUCUUCUGGAACAUGGUUUACUGUGUUUGGAGGAGGGCAGAAUAGACGAGGCCAUCAAACUUCUGGAGGCAGCCAAGCAAAAUUACAAAAACUACUCCAUGGAAUCACGGACACACUUCCGGAUCCAGGCAGCACUACAUAAGGCACGAGGCACAGCUGCGAACGGAGAAUGCUCACCCUCCAGACCUUAACGGUUGGGGUCAUCGCUGGGGUCACAGCAAGCUAAGAUCAGGCUUGACGUGGGUUGCCAUAUGCCAAGAGGAGGACUAAAGGGGCACAUGACCAAUCAGACCCGAACUGAGCUUAUAGUGACAAAUCAUCUUCAUUGAAUGACACGCACCGAGAUUAUACAGUACAUGGUCAACAGCUGCAUGAAUAAUGUUACGUGAGAACACAGAAGUGACAUCAUGCUGUUAUGAUGUCAUAUAAAUAACAUUGUGCUUUUAGAAUAUUGUAAAUGUACCAUAUGAAUAAUACUAAUAUAAUAAAAGUUACAUCAGUCCAAUAAUAUUAUACUGGUACAUCAGGCUAAGAACGUUGUCACUCAGAACAAAAGUAAGGUCAUCUGUCAAUCAUUUUGGCUGCUUUCGAAGCUCUUGUUGGUAAUGCUCUCCACUGUUGGUCACCCUGUGACAUCAGUAGCCUAGAUAUGUCUGUGCCUUACGGCUAGAUUUGGAUUUAAAGCACAUGUGCACAAAUAUUAGUUUACUUUUAAUCCUUGGAGUAUAAAUAGGUUAUGAAAUUAAGCCUAUUGUCCGGAGGUGAUAUGAUGAACGUAAGUUUUGAUAUCAUGGGCUACUCUUUGGUUAGAGUACUGUGGCCUUGUCAAAUCUCAUGGACAGGAUUCCUGUUUAAGCUUAAUUUGUAUCAUAUAACAUUAUCUUUGUGUUUCCGUGUACAUAAUUAGUCUGUUUUAGCAAUGUGUUAAAAAGACAGAAAACAAGCAUCUUCGUAACAGCAAAAAAGGACUAUCCGAAUGUAAACUGGAAGUUUUGUGGGUUUACUUUCUUUUUUAGUAUUUAUUCACUGUUAUGGCGCCUUUCAAAAUUGUCCCGUUUUAAGUGGGCAGCUGAAUGUGUCUUUUAGAAAGGCAGUCUCCUUCAUGUGGACUUGGUCCAGAUCGUACUUGAGCUCAAACAAACAAGUCUUUUAGAUACAUGCAGGACAGGCUGGAAUGCCAGCUCCAGCCAACGUGAGGGAUGCAUUGACAACCACUACAGCCUUGCACUACGAAGAGAAAGAAAAUUUGAGCUGGUUCAGGACAGAGGAUUGUACUUUGUUCAAUAUAUGAAUGCUACUUCAUAGAGCUUUUCCCUGUAGUCUGGAGUUCAACCUACUAAACAUAACUGCAGUGUAUUUUCAGAUUUAGUUCUAAUCAGACAGUCCUGCACUUCAAGGCUUGUGUGUUUUAUAGUAAUUUACCCCAGAUUAGUUGAAAUGUGUCCAUGGAUUUUUGUUCUUCUGCAAUGUAAUCUGUAUAGUGCCUGUUUUAUGAGAUCCAGUUCUACCAAAGUCAAAUUUACAUUAAGCUAAAACAAUCAUCUGCUCAUGCUGUGUUUGCUCAGAAAUUUCACAGGCAAUUUGUAACAUGCUGUGUUUCAAAUGUGGCAAAACAUAAUGUUUGAAAACGAGUGAUAUAUGGGUUUUUCAUUGUAAUGGCUUUUGUUUCUCCCUCAUUGAAAUUCUUCCUGAUUUAGAUUGAUUUUACAGGCUUUGGGCUAUAGAGGUCAGCAAAUCCUGUGUAUGGUGCAUGGCUACUGUGUAAACACAUUCAUGUAAAUACUGAACUUACAUUUUCUAAUUUAAAAUUAAAUGAUAUGAUAGC